AUGGAGAACGUGUUUGAUCACUAUGAUCUGCUGGAGGUGAUGGAAGGAACGGAGAAGCGUCCCGAGAACGACCCGGAGAAGAGCCCGUGGGUGCGGAAGAGCGCACAAGGCUACCUCCUACUUGGGCAAGCGUUGGGGAGCAACCAGAUCCGUCACAUCAAGCCUUUCCAGCGUGAUCCAGAGAAGGGACCAAAGGCAUGGGCUGCUCUCAAGGUCGUGGUCCUCCCUCAUCAUCAACUUGAACCGCGAUCCGCCGCCGUGAGUUGGCGAGUGCGGAUGGCGCUGGGGCAGCAAGCGUCGGCCGUGGAUAUGGCCGUGGAAGAGGCAGAGGACGAAGAGGAGGAAGAUUUGGUGGCAGCAACUUUGGCGGAGGCCGCGGGAGUGGCGGUUACGGCGGCGACGACAAGAGCUACGGGCGCGGUCGCGGCCGAUUCGAUGGCGAGCCAAGAGGGUGGAGGAGCAGGAGGAGGGAGAGGCAGAGGCCGUGGAGGCCGUGGCGGUCGCGGAGGUGGAGCCGCGAACAUGAAGAACGAAGAUAACGACAAGGACCCGAGCGGCGAUCGGUACCCGGGUCUAUUCUACUUCGUGUCGACGCAAGUACCGGCUGGUCCAGAGAAGGAUGAAGACCUUGAGGAGCCAGCAGCUGUGGGGAAGGUGACCCUACACCCCCUGGACUUUUGGGUGAUCGAUAGCGGCGCUACCUACAGCAUGACACCUCGCCCCGACUUGCUCACCGAACUCGAGCCGUCACCGGUGAAGCAUGUCACAUCGGCUUUGGGGCAGCGAGCAGAGGUGAAGGGCAUGGGCAAGGCCAUGUUCAAGGGUGCUGAUGGGAAGAUGGUGGGCCUCAAGAACGUGCUUUGGGUGCCCAGCCUUGCUGCGAAUCUGAUUUCCGUGCGGCGGUUGGCAAAGGCCGGCAUGGACACGAACUCGAAGGGAGCCAAGACCUACACCGCAAGGAUUGGCGACCGGAUUCUAUGGGACCUUCACGAGGAUAGGGACGUCUACAACGAGAUGUGGCAGAUCCCUGUGGUCCCCAUGCCUAAGGAGAGGCAAGUGGCAGCAAGCAUCAGCACCAAGGGUGACGCGGUUGGUAGCGGCGAUGGCGCGAACGGCCGCGCUAAGGAGAACGAGCUCAAGAAGAGCAAACCUGGAGUGGCCAGCAAGCUGUGUGACCAUAAGGAGAGUGGUGCAGCAGCCAAGGAGCAGCACAAGGGUGAGGAGAACCCCGAGGCAGCAGCGAAGGAGGAGUACGGAGAGAGUAUGUGGGGCGCUAUUGCGAGCGCGGCAUUCUCCAAUCCAACUUCGGCUACGGGGGAGUGUGAUUGGCUCACCUUACAUCGGCGAAUGGGGCAUGUGGCCCUGCCUAUUUUGCAGCAGCUAGUGAAGAAUGAGAUGGUUGCUGGCAUACGUGUGAAGGGGGAGCCCGAUGAGGUGCUUGGCUGCCCGACGUGCUUGCAGGCCAAGUUCACGCGGUUUCCGUUCUCGAGCUCGGAGACGACGGCAAAGGCACCGCUUGAUGAAGUGGUGAUGGACGUGGUGGGCCCCCUGAAGCUUGGAGCUGCUGGAGCAGAGUAUUUCCUCACCAUAGUGGAUGUCUACACCCGCAUGACUUGGGUGUACGUGCUGGCCAAGAAGAGUGACUUCCUGGGCAAGGAGUUUGGGUUGUGGCUGAAGAAGAACGGCAUUCGGCACUCCCUCACCAUGCCAUACUCCCCUGCAAUGAACGGCAUCGCCGAGCGUGCGAACCGGACGAUCACGGAGGCGGCACGCGGGUUGCUCAUUGAAGCCGGGCUACCCGACUAUUUCUGGCCUGAUGCGGUGCGGAGCGCGUGUGUGGCCAAGAACAGAGUCUUGACUCAUGUGGGAGCAGACAAAUGGGUGCCCUAUGUGGAGUGGCUUGGCAGGAAGCCAAAGGUGGAUAUGCUUCGGGUUUUCGGGUGCAUGUGUAUGGCGCUCGUACCUAAGCAUCUUCGGCACAACAAGCUUGGUGCCAAGGCGGUGUGGGCCGUGCACUUGGGCAUGGCUCAAAACAGCAAGGGGUGGCUUCUUUGGGACCCAUUCACCAAGAAGUUCAUGGUGAGCAGGGACUGCAAGUUCAUGGAGAACUUCAUGUACAAGGAUUGGAAGGCGGAGAAUGAGGCGAAAAUAGGCGUGCGGUUUGGAGAGGUGAAGAGUUCCGGGUUGGAGCACGUGGAGCUGCCUUUGGAGCUGAGCAGCGGCAGCACCACCACGAGGCAAUCUUCCCUUGUGAAUGGGGGAGAGGAGGCCAAUGAUGCAGAGGAAGAGGAGGAGGAGGAGGUGCAGCAAGUGAGCGAACGUGCACCGACGCUCCCUUCCCGCACUACGAGCGCUCCACGGAACCGCACCACACCGCAACAACGCCAAGGCCUUCAAGGCAAGACGGCCCUAGCUGGAGCGGCAAUGAUGGUCGGAGACGACGAGGAGAGUGAUUACGAGGAGUGUGCCUUCGCAUUCUUCUCUCCGGUGGAGAUGCCGGGAGAACCAGCAACUCUCAAGGAAGCCUUGGAGAGUAGUGAUGCUGAGGAGUGGAAGAAGGCAAUGGAGAGUGAGCUGAAGAGCAUUGAGGAGAACGACACGUACGAGUUGGUGGAGCUACCGGAGGGGCGUACGGCGAUUACGUCCAAGUGGCUCUUCAAGAUCAAGUCCGACGCCGACGGCAAGAUCGAGCGUUACAAGUCUCGGCUGGUGGCCAAGGGGUACCAGCAGAAGGAGAAUGUGGACUACAAGGAGCUGUUUGCUCCUAUGGUGAAGCCGACAACGCUGCGAACCCUACUCGCGGGAGCCGCGAUCAAAGGAUGGGUGGUGAAGCAGCUAGACAUCGUCACGGCGUUUCUCAACGGAAUCCUCGAGGAGGAGAUUUUUAUGGCGCAGCCAGAGGGGUUUGACGAUGGCAGCGGCAGAGUGUGGAAGCUGAAGAAGGCCCUCUAUGGGCUGAAGCAGGCCCCUAGGCAGUGGUACCUGAAGCUGCGCGAAGUGUUGGAGGAGAUCGGCUUCACUCCCUCAACGGCCGAUCACUCCUUGUUCAUGCUUGGCGAGGGGGAGCAGAGGAGCUUCAUGGUCGUGUACGUGGACGACAUCCUCAUCUUCUCACCCUCCUCUGACCUUGUGAAGGAGGUGAUGCUGAAGCUGCAAGACAAGUUCAAGUGCAAGUCCCUUGGGGACGUGAACUUCUACCUCGGGCUCCACAUCGAACGAGACGUGGAGAAGCGGUGCAUGCGGGUGCACCAACGCAAGUACCUGGAGGCAUUGGCUGCCAAGUUUGGGCAGAAUGAAGGCCAUGUGGCUACACCCUUUCCCUCUGGGUUCAAGUGUGUGAAGGGACCAGAGGAGGAGAGCGUGGGUGAAGAGGAGAGGCGCCGUUUUCACUCGUUGGUGGGCAGCCUCAUGUACGCGGCAGUCAACACACGACCGGAUGUCGCGUUUGCUACCGGGCAGCUGGCUAGGGUGGUGCAAUGCCCUAAUGAGGAGCAGGUAGCAGCUGGAAUGAGGGUGGCCAAGUAUCUUGGCCAAACACCGACCGUUGGGCUGCAAUAUUCGGCAGCGGCACAAAGGCGCCAAAAGGGCGCGGAUGGUGUGGAACCCGGGCGUUUGUUCCUCACCGCAUUCUCGGAUGCCUCCUAUGCUUCUGAACCAGAGGACAUGACAAGUGUUGGAGGGUUCAUUUGCUGUGUUGGUGGAGGCCCAACUGCUUGGGAGAGCAAGAAGCAGGUGGACCAAGCAUUGAGCUCGGUGGAGUCCGAGUACAUGGCACUCUUCCGUGCCGUACGGGAGAUUGUGUGGCAGCGGCGUUUGUUGGCUGAAUUGGGGGAGGAGCAGCAAGGACCUACCCCACUCUAUUGUGACAGCCAGGGAGCCAUUGCUCUAGCCAAGAACCCUGUGCUACACGGCCUGACGAAGCACAUGAGGGGAAAGUGGCACUGGACAAGGAGCAUGGUGGCCGCGGGUGAAGUUGAGCUGCGCUACGUGAAGACGACGGGGCAGCCGGCAGACAUGAUGACUAAGAGGCUGGUGGAGCAGCAGCAUUGGAAGUGUUGCAAGCUGGCCGGGAUGGCUCUGAACUGA
Messenger RNA from Closterium sp. Yama58-4, 4086 nucleotides. The record is from the annotation of a GenBank genome assembly. NCBI's taxonomy places the organism in Eukaryota, Viridiplantae, Streptophyta, Zygnematophyceae, Desmidiales, Closteriaceae.